Molecule: messenger RNA, 5520 nt
Organism: Drosophila willistoni
Lineage: Eukaryota; Metazoa; Arthropoda; Insecta; Diptera; Drosophilidae
Gene: sima
Product: protein similar
Exons: 11
Coding region: 652-4863 (1403 amino acids)
Biological process (GO): cellular response to hypoxia; regulation of transcription by RNA polymerase II
Molecular function (GO): RNA polymerase II transcription regulatory region sequence-specific DNA binding; DNA-binding transcription factor activity, RNA polymerase II-specific; protein dimerization activity
Source: RefSeq, a predicted model, not a curated record
UUAUUUAAUUGAAAUCGUUUAAACCAAAGUGCAAUAAUAAUUAACAAGAAGCAAAAUCAAAGUACGUGAAAUACGAGUGACAACGAGACAAAGUGCAACUCCAUAAAUGAUAUUAAUAAUAACAACAACAACAAAUAACCUUGUGGCUGUCACUAAAAGAAAUAAUUGACGUAGAAGGAGGUAAAAUAACAAAAGAGAAACAAGGAGAGCAAGUAGAAAGUUCAGUUUAACAACAGCAGCCGCCAGUGUAGUGAGUGUUGUGUUAAAUAGCCCUUUGAAAGGAUAAGUGAUUAAAUAAUAACAAAUCAAACGAAGAGAAAACGCUUUGAUAAACGUGUGUUUAUGUGUAUGUGUGAGAGUGUGUGUGUGAGUGAGACGGACCUAUCAGCAAAUAGAAAAUACAACUAAAACAGUUUCUGUUGCUGUUGCAUACGAAAGACAAGCACAAAAGAAAAUACGAAAACAAAAAAAAAAUAAAAUAAAACACACACAUCAAGUGAAAAUUCCAAUUCCCUUUUAGUUAGAAACAACACCAAAUACAACAACAACAACAAAAGGUCUCAAAGAAGUAGCAAACAAGGCUACAGCAACUUUCAGCUCAUUUAACGAUAAAAAUUUGAAUGCGGCUGCAGUUUUAUCAUUUCGAAGAAAAUGGUUUCUUUAAUUGAAACAAUCGAUGCAGCAGCGGCAGCACAAAAUCAGCGCAAUGGCGUGAUCGCUGCUGCAUCUUCAUCUCCAUCGUCAUCAAGCUCUGCCGCCAAGAAUUCAGGAGCAUCCUCUGGAGGAUCGGGACUAACUGCCAGCGGCAAGCCCAAGGAGAAACGCAGGAACAAUGAGAAACGCAAGGAAAAGUCCCGAGAUGCGGCUCGUUGCCGUCGGUCCAAGGAGACGGAAAUCUUUAUGGAAUUAUCACAGGUGCUGCCCUUAAAAACGGACGAUGUAUCCCAACUGGACAAAGCCUCUGUGAUGAGAAUUACCAUUGCGUAUCUCAAGAUUCGUGACAUGUUCCAAUUGGUGAACAAAGUGCGUGAUUGCAAUGAUUUGAUUAAACGGGAUACUGAUUCUAACAAUGGUGAUGAGAAAAUUAAACCUAAAUUGGAAAUCAAUGAUGAAGAAUGGUUGAAAUGCCCAGAAGCUAGUCAGCUGCUUAAGCAGACGAUUGAUGGUUUCUUGUUGGUGCUAUCCAACGAAGGAGAUAUUACCUAUGUAACCGAAAAUAUAGUCGACUAUUUGGGCAUCACCAAGAUUGACGCUUUGGGUCAACAAAUCUGGGAGUAUACGCACCAAUGUGAUCAUGCUGAGAUCAAAGAGGCCCUCAACUUGAAACGCAAUGGCAUCGCUGAUAAGAUCAAGGAUGAACAUUUGCUGGAAUCUGGCAUCACAACGCAUCAUCGCGAUUUGUUUGUGCGCAUGAAGUGCACAUUGACAAGUCGUGGGCGUAGCAUUAACAUCAAGAGUGCCUCCUAUAAGGUUAUACACAUAACUGGUCAUUUGACAGUUAAUGCCAAAGGCGAACGCCUACUUGUGGCCAUUGGACGUCCCAUACCGCAUCCGUCCAAUAUUGAGACUCCAUUGGGUACCAGCACUUUUCUAACUAAACAUUCGCUGGAUAUGAAAUUCACCUAUGUGGAUGAUAAAAUGCUUGGUCUGCUUGGCUAUAAGCCGAACGAUCUACUUGAUACUUCUUUGUUUGGCUGCCAACAUGGCGCUGACUCUGAGCGUCUAAUGGCCACCUUUAAGAGUGUUUUAAGCAAGGGACAGGGUGAGACCUGUCGCUAUCGUUUCCUGGGUAAAUAUGGUGGCUACUGUUGGAUUGUUACCCAAGCCACUGUGGUUCUCGACAAGCUAAAGCCUCAGAGUGUUGUCUGUGUGAAUUACGUAAUAAGUAAUCUUGAGAAUAAACAUGAGAUUUAUUCCCUUGCACAACAAACGGCGGCAAGUGAGAAUAUCGAGGAAUCAUCUGAAACGGAAGCCAAUAACAACAGUAGCAACACUAACAACAACAACAACAGCAACAGCAACAGCUCUACAAACCCAGAAACAACAACAAUAAUAACUGCUAAAUUAAACGAAAAUCAAAUAAUUCACGAAACAACCAAAACUACAACAACAAUCAUCGAUAUUGAGGAUAAAACCAAACUAAUUGAUACAAAAGAAAUCAUUGAGGAAACACAUAAACCAACCAUCACAAAAGCAACAACAACAACAACAACAUCAACAAUUGCUACUGCAACUAUCGACGAUAUAAAGCAACAACAACAACAAUUGCCCGCCGAAUUGCUGCUAAUAAAACGUGAAAAUCAUUCGCCUGGUCCACGUACCAUAACUUCACAGAUCAUAAGCAACAACAACAAUAACGCAAAUUUGUUGCGUCUCGAAGAGAAACGUCCCAAAUCGGUGACUGCUUCGGUUUUUCGAAAUACUGCUGCAACACCACCAACACCGACACCAACAACAUUAGCAACAACAGCGACAACAUUAGCUACAUCAGCAACAUUGCCGGUGAAUUUGAGAAAAACAACAUUCAACGUUGCUGCUGCAGUCGUCGCUGCCGCCGCUGAGCAAACAUUGCCACCAACAACAACAACAACGGCUGCAAUUUUAUCAUCUAGCAAUCAAUCAUUGCAGAAUCUUCAUCAGCAACAACAACAACAACAACAACAGCAGCAACAACAAACGCAAGAUAUGAAUAAAGGAUUUCUAUCAUUUGCUGAUGAUGGUCGAGGUUUAACAAUGCUUAAAGAGGAACCUGAUGAUCUAUCACAUCAUUUGGCCGCAACUGCCUGUAUCCAGCUGGAUGAUACACCAUUUGGCGAUAUGCUAGUUGGUCUUAUGGGCACAUGUCUGUUGCCCGAUGAUAUCAAUUCCCUAGAUUCGACAACGUGUUCGACAACGGCAAGUGGUCAACACUAUCAGAGCAAUAACAACAACAAUACCAGCAGCAGCAACAGUCCCAACAACAACAACAACAGUCCCAGUGGCAGUUAUACCAGCAAUAACAGUCCUCUCAGCCCGCAUACAGCAACUAGAGCAACAGCCGGAGUCAGUAGCGGAAGCAAUACAAAUAGCAACCCAGGCAGCAGUCCCAAAAGCAACAGCCAUCACCAGCAACAUCAGCAACAGCAGCAGCAGCAUCACCACCAGCAAUCACAGCAGCAACAGCAGCAACAACAUCACCAUCAUCACGAUAAUAGCAAUAGCAGCAGCAACAUCGAUCCCCUGUUUAACUAUCGUGAGGAAUCGAACGAUACAAAUUGCUCACAACACUUGCAUUCGCCCAGCAUAACAUCCAAGAGUCCUGAGGAUAGUAGUCUGCCGUCGUUGUGCAGUCCCAAUUCACUGACUCAGGAAGAUGACUUCUCGUUCGUUGAUUUCGGCAUGCGUGCCCCCUAUAUACCCAUGGGCGAUGAUAUGCCCCUGCUCACAGAGACAGAUCUCAUGUGGUGUCCGCCUGAGGAUCUGCAGACAAUGGUGCCGAAGGAUAUCGAUGCCAUGCAACAGCAAUUGCAAUCAAUACAACAACAGCAGCAGCAACAACAACAAUAUAGUAAUAACACUUACCAGCAGCAACAGCAAACGGCAACAACUCUCCAGCAACAGCAGCAGCAGCAACACCAGCAUUUUUCCAACUCUUUAUGCUCAUCGCCGGCAUCGACAGUAUCGUCGUUAUCACCGUCACCAAUGCAGCAGCAGCAACAUCAUCAUCAACAGCAACAACAGCAGCAACAAUCAAAUGUGUUUGCCAGCGAUACAAGCGAGUUGGCAGCUCUGCUUUGUGGCACAGGCAAUGGAACGCUCUCUAUUUUGAGCAAUGGCAAUGGUGCCAACGAUGAUGACUGUGUGUCUGAGCAACGCUUGCAACAAUUGCAACAGGAAUUGCAAUUGCAAGAACACCAGCAACAGCAACAUCAACAGCAGCAACAACAACAGCAGCAACAGCAAUUGUUAAGCCUUAGCAUCGAGUGCAAAAAAGAGAAAUAUGAGGAGACAAUGGCACCCAGCCUAUGUCAUUCCAUUGAGGAUGCAUUUGAGAAUGACUAUAGCAAGGAUUCCACAACACUAGAUUGGAGUGAAUUGUUGCAGAUGCAUGUGGCAGAUGCCACAACUAGCAGCAGUCCAGCCGUGUCACCUUUACCAAUGGCAGCCAAUAAAGUGGCCACCAUACAAUUGUUGCAACAACAUCAGCAACAAUUGCUGCUGCAGCAGCAACAGCAGCAGCAACAACAGCAACAGAAUAUCAUUAUUAACUCUGUGCCAUUGAUAACCAUACAAAACAAUAAGGCAAUGUUGCAACAACAGGAUCAGUUGCAUGAGCUGAUAAUGCCAAUAGGCAAACAGCCAGCCAUGAAGCUAUUAAAUGGAACCACCAUUGCUCCAGUGACCACCAAGGCAACCAUACGUCUGGUGGAAAGUAAAGCACCCAUACCGACACAUGGUCGGACAACAACAAUAUUGCAGACUGUAAUGCCCCAACAACAGCAGCAACAACAAAGUCAUGGCAACAAGCGUCAUUUAAAUACACAGACAAGUUCAGGAAACCCCAUCGAAUCCAAACGUCUAAAGAGCGGCAACGUGAGCCUAGAAGUGCAAUCGCCACAAUUGCUGCAGCAGCUUAUUGGCAAGGACUCAAGCCAACAGCAAACGCAGGCUUCAAAGAGAACGUCGGGCGAUCGUUGGUCAACAUCGGCAACAGUACUUGCCACAUCAGCAGCAGCUACAACGGAGAGCAAGCAGCAGCAGAUGCAAAAGCAACAGCAGCAAUCCAAUUCAGUGCUUAAGAAUUUACUGGUCAGUGGACGUGAUAUAAGUGCCGGCUACUGCAUUGUGCCCAUGCGGCCCAAAAAGCAGCUGGCUAAAGUCUAAAAACCCAAGUCUAGAGAGUCUCCUGCCAUUUAAACCAAAACCAUAACCCAAUCCAACUGAACCCAACCCAGCUAAAGUUGGGGAAGGCGUUUCAACUAUGGACAAAAACCCAUCUCUGCAAUUUGUCUUUGUAAAUGGAUCGAUUUUAUAUAUAGUAAAAGCAAAAUGAAAUUGAAAAGCAAAACGUCAAACAAAACAAAAACAAAAAAGAAAAAGGCAAAAAAAACAAAACUCUUUUGGAGUGUCUUAGCUUUAGUCUUUAGACUAGUUUUUAAAGUUAUAUAGUCUUGGAUCUAGUUAUAGCGUUUAGUGUAAGUGUGUGCUGCCCCCGAUGCAGCUGUGUGCAGACUUUAAAUUUAUAAAAUUUUGUAGACUAUUUAAAAUAGUAAGCGAUAUCGGUGUCGGCAUUGGCAUCGGCGAUCGAUAUGGCAAAAGUUAUCUCUAAUUUGUAAGUUUUUAGCUUGGCGCGAUUUGUUGAUUUCGUUUUUAAGUUGACCAUAAGCCAAUGUUGUUAUAUUCUGUUGAGCAUAUUCUGUUGUAAAUAAUAAUCAUAUAAUAAUUAAAAAAUUAAAAUUAAAGAAACUAAACAACAAAAAAAUAAAUAGGUUCUAGACGUGACUACCAAAAGCAUCACAACAAGAAGAAUAAAAAUAAUAA